AGCUCGCCAUGGGUUCCCCACAAGGCCUCCUAGCUACCUAGCACCUCCCCACCACGCCAUUACAAUCUUUUCUUCCACGGGGGAGGAAAGGGAAGGACGCUCUUCAGGCCAAGGGAGGAAGAAGCUAAUUAAGCGGAUCAAUAAAGGAAGAGAGCGAGAUAGGCGCGUCGAGAACAAUGGCGAGCAAGGCCCAUCUCUCCUUCUUGCUUCUCUCGGUCGUCGUGGCCUCCCUGGUCGGCUCGUCCGCCGGCGUGUUCCACAUCGUCGGCGCCGGCAAGGGGUGGACCAUCGCCCCCAACCAGACCUACUACGCGGAUUGGGCUCGCACCCGGGACAUCCGUGUCGGCGACAAGCUCAUGUUCUUGUACCGGAGCGGGGUGUACGACAUCGUGGAGGUGCCGACCAAGGAGCUGUUCGAUAAGUGCAGCAUGAACAACGUCACCAUGCGGUACCAGCUCGGCCCCACCAUCAUCAAGCUCACCGAGCCUGGCCCACGCUACUACUUCUGCGGCGUCGGCAAGCACUGCGAGGGAGGGCAGAAGGUCGCCGUCAACGUCGCCCCAGCCGUGGCGGCCCCAGCAGGGUUGCCCGUGCCCACGCCACCGGCGGCGUUGGCGCAGCCAGCAAAGAAGAAACUAUAGGAGAAUUGUAUGUAUGUAUGUAUUUUUUGCGGCACAAAUUAACAGCCAUCUGGGCUUGGGUAUAUUUUACUUACACUAAGCCACGGCGCAAUUGGAUCGUUCGUACGUACAUGGUGUACGUACAAAGUUGCCGUGUAUGUACAACAGAAUGAGGUGUGGCACAUUGUGCCGGAUUUGCUUUAGUAUGUAUCAUUUCACCGUAUCAGCUAUAUGUAUACUAGAAAAUUAUUCACUGUGUUUCCAUA
Lolium perenne is the source of this 886-nucleotide messenger RNA. RefSeq names its product umecyanin. Lineage: Eukaryota; Viridiplantae; Streptophyta; Magnoliopsida; Poales; Poaceae. Gene Ontology annotation, molecular function: electron transfer activity. The record is from RefSeq and is a predicted model, not a curated record. Gene Ontology annotation, cellular component: plasma membrane.